This is a messenger RNA of Scheffersomyces stipitis CBS 6054, 2599 nucleotides long. RefSeq names its product Sdh12p (gene SDH12). Gene Ontology annotation, biological process: tricarboxylic acid cycle; mitochondrial electron transport, succinate to ubiquinone. The coding region runs from base 288 to 2213 and encodes 641 amino acids. The transcript has a single exon. Gene Ontology annotation, molecular function: electron transfer activity; succinate dehydrogenase (quinone) activity; flavin adenine dinucleotide binding. The record is from RefSeq and is a predicted model, not a curated record. NCBI's taxonomy places the organism in Eukaryota, Fungi, Ascomycota, Pichiomycetes, Serinales, Debaryomycetaceae.
CACGUUAGCAUUAAUAUUGUUUUUCUUUCUUCGGUUGUGUGUUGUCUGUCGCUGACGCUUUCGUACUGAGUGUCUUUUAUCCGAAUCCGAUUUUCAUUUAUUCACUAACUGAAAUCUAUAUCUAUCAUAUUAUAGUAGAUUAGUUAGUUGUCUGAUUGUGAUUGUUGCGUAUCAUUCCAUCUUACGUAUCUCUUCACACUAUCAUUGCUACAUACCGCUGACUUCGGUUUCACAUACCAUCGUUGUCUACCACUUAAUUGCUGCAAACUUCGAGUAAUUAGUUCAUCAUGUUGUCCUCGUUCAGAAGCAAUUUCAAGACCUCUGCUAUACAGAGAAGAUUCUUGUCGUCGACAGCUGUCCGUCACCAAGUCAUUGGCUCCAACGUCAAGGGUGCUGAUUUCAAUGCUGCCAAAUACAUGAGCCAAAAAUACCACGUGAUCGACCACGAAUACGACUGUGUUGUCGUUGGCGCUGGAGGUGCUGGUUUGAGAGCAGCCUUUGGAUUGGCUGAAGCUGGCUUCAAGACGGCUUGUAUCUCGAAGUUGUUCCCUACCAGAUCGCACACAGUUGCUGCCCAGGGUGGUAUCAAUGCCGCUUUGGGAAACAUGCACAAGGACGACUGGCACUGGCACAUGUACGAUACCGUUAAGGGUUCUGAUUGGUUGGGAGACCAGGAUGCCAUCCAUUACAUGACAAAGGAGGCUCCUCAAUCGAUCUACGAGUUAGAGAACUACGGUGUACCAUUCUCCCGUAACGAAGAAGGCAGAAUCUACCAGAGAGCUUUUGGUGGUCAAUCGAAGGAGUAUGGUAAAGGUGGUCAAGCCUACAGAACUUGUGCUGUAGCUGACAGAACCGGCCAUGCAUUGUUACACUCCUUGUACGGUCAAUCUUUAAGACACGACACCCACUUCUUCAUUGAGUUCUUUGCCAUGGACUUGAUGAUGCAAGACGGUGAAUGUAUUGGUGUCAUGGCUUACAACCAGGAAGACGGUACCUUGCACAGAUUCAGAGCCCACAAGACCGUUAUCGCCACUGGAGGUUACGGGAGAGCCUACUUCUCGUGUACAUCGGCCCACACCUGUACUGGUGACGGUUAUGCCAUGGUUUCCAGAGCUGGUUUGCCCUUAGAAGAUUUGGAAUUCGUUCAAUUCCAUCCUUCUGGUAUCUACGGAUCCGGAUGUCUUAUCACUGAGGGUGCCAGAGGUGAAGGUGGUUUCUUGCUCAAUUCUGAGGGUGAGAGAUUUAUGGAACGUUACGCUCCAUCGGCCAAGGAUUUGGCUUCAAGAGAUGUCGUUUCCAGAGCUAUCACCAUGGAAAUUAACGAAGGCAGAGGUGUAGGUCCAAAGAAGGAUCACAUGUACUUGCAAUUGUCGCACAUUCCUGCUGCUGUGUUGAAGGAAAGAUUACCUGGUAUUUCUGAGACUGCUCAUAUUUUUGCUGGUGUCGAUGUUACCAAGGAACCUAUUCCUAUCUUGCCUACUGUCCAUUACAAUAUGGGAGGUAUCCCUACCAAGUGGAACGGUGAGGUUCUCAAGAAGAAUGAAAAGGGAGAAGACGAAGUUGUUCCAGGUUUGUUGGCCUGUGGUGAAGCUGCUUGUGCUUCUGUUCAUGGUGCCAACAGAUUGGGUGCUAACUCUUUAUUGGAUUUGGUUGUUUUUGGUAGAGCUGUUUCUCACACCAUCAGAGACUCUUUGACCCCAGGCGCUCCACACAAGCCUGCUCCUAAGGAUAUUGGUUACGAAUCAAUUGCUAACUUGGACAAAUUGAGAAACGCUACUGGUUCCAAGACUACUGCUCAAAUUAGAGAUGACAUGCAACACACCAUGCAAAGAGGUUGUGCUGUUUUCAGAACCCAAGAGACUUUGGACAAGUGUGUAGAACACAUUACUGAAGUCGACAAGUCGUUUGCUGAUGUUAAGACUACUGACCGUUCUAUGAUCUGGAACUCCGAUUUGGUAGAAACCUUGGAAUUGCAGAACUUGUUGACUUGUGCUACUCAAACCGCCAAGUCUGCUUCUGCCAGAAAGGAAUCCAGAGGUGCCCAUGCCAGAGACGAUUACCCUAGCAGAGACGAUGAGAACUGGAGAGUGCACACCUUGUCUUACCAGACCGCUUCUGGAGAAGAAGUUAAGUUGGACUACAGAGAUGUCAUCAAGACCACUAUGGAUGAAAACGACUGUAAGCCUGUUCCUCCAGCUGUCCGUGUUUAUUAAGCGCAGAUAUUGUUAUAGAUAAGGUUGAUAGGAUAAGAUCUAAAGAUGGAUAGCAAAUGUCUGUAAGAUUAUUCAAGAUGAUGAUUAGUCUUUUAGCUUAUGCUUAACUAUCAUUUCAAGCUUAUCUUAGGUAGCUACAUUUAGUACGCCUAUAGGUAUCUACUUUAGUGCCUAUACAUAGUCACUAAGACAUUAAGGGCCAUUUGACUGAACUUUACCUCACGUGGCUCUUGUAUUUAUUUUGAACUCAUUCUAUUUUCAUAUGUUGUUGAACGUUCGUAUUGCUCUAAAAUCUUUGCAUAUACUCCUGGAGUUGGGUCCAGCCCUCGGUGGUUGGUUUUGGCUGCUGUUAUUUAUUUAUUUUCAUCAAUGCACGAACACUAAAG